This is a messenger RNA of Prorocentrum cordatum, 225 nucleotides long. The record is from the annotation of a GenBank genome assembly. Lineage: Eukaryota; Dinophyceae; Prorocentrales; Prorocentraceae.
AUGCCUCCCAAACGCCAGCCAGAUGGCACAUGCGGGUGCACGUGCCGCAGCCUAGGCGCGCGAUGGCACGGCGCGGACGCGUUCACGGGAGAGAACUUCGAGUGCGAGUGGGCGAAGAACCCCGAGACGAAAUCCUUUCCGCGUAUGACGCAGUACGGGGAGACAGGGAUGGUAAACAUCUGUCGCCGCAGUGGCGGCGCCCAGGUGCCUGUGGGCUCGUUGCAG